Molecule: messenger RNA, 876 nt
Organism: Drosophila obscura
Lineage: Eukaryota; Metazoa; Arthropoda; Insecta; Diptera; Drosophilidae
Exons: 4
Coding region: 189-773 (194 amino acids)
Source: RefSeq, a predicted model, not a curated record
CACGACAGUUGGAACAUUGCAGACAGUAGCUUUGAAUACUUCGAGACGAGCGGACGUGGUGUGUGUGAUAGCAAAGGAUAACCAAAGGAUACGAUACGAUUAUAAACUAACAAAUUCAAGGAUUAAGCAGCUAAAAUCAAUAAUAAAAGGACUUCAUCUACCACUUCCAACAGUUCAAGCCCUUCAAAAUGAAAUACUUUGAAUUUCUGAGCCUCUCCUCAGUGGGUCUUAGCAUAGCCGUACUGGACAUCCUUAUAGCCCUGAGCAUACUCUGCCCCUCCACGUAUUAUCUGUACUUUGAUUACUUGGAUAUCGAGAGAUGGGAGCAGACCAACGAUGUGGAGGCCUUGAGUGCCUUUGGCACAUUUGUUUCUACUUUGGUGGAUUAUCUCUGGGUGCGUGAAUUCUCGCAGGUCUUUUACAUGACUGCCACACUCAUUAUUUGGGUCAAGGCUUUGAUAAAUCUGGCAGUGGCCUGCCUUCUAGUCGAUGGCAUUAAGCAGAAACGACUGGUUUGCAUUGCCCCUUGGCUGAUCAACACCUAUCUAUCGAUGGCCGUGGAAACUGGCAUUUUUGUGAGUCUAGAACUUCGAAUUGAUGAAGUGGAUGCCGCAGUGGAUCGUCGGAUAGCGCGCAGUCUCAUCUUCGGCGUAUUUUUAGUGCUCAAUGCAUUGGUUUCCUAUGGCAUAUAUGCGCUCUAUCGGAAGCUUAAGUCUACACCAAAUGAAAAUAUCGAAGCCAUUCAACAGAAUCCGCAUACAUUCAAUGCCUGAAACUAAGUAUCCUCAGGGGAUUUGAUUUUUAAAGCAAUGUCUUAAAGCAUUUAUAGGAAAAUAAAAUGAAAUUAAAGCUGGAAAGCGAAAUCUAUGCUACUUU